Messenger RNA from Ascochyta rabiei, 1077 nucleotides. RefSeq lists its product as uncharacterized. The record is from RefSeq and is a predicted model, not a curated record. The transcript has 2 exons. Lineage: Eukaryota; Fungi; Ascomycota; Dothideomycetes; Pleosporales; Didymellaceae. Bases 1 to 1077 code for a protein of 358 amino acids.
AUGACGCUUGCCCGAUCCCGGCGCCAGCCACCUUUCCCCAUACUUUCGAUUCAGAGCGAUGAUUGGCUGAUUCGUCAUGUUUCGCAGCUUUCCGGUCCAUGGCUCACCACCCCAGACGUCAAGUUCCUGGAUCUGACGCGUCCUCCCACUUCCAUCACUCAUCCCACACCUUCCAGCGCAUCACUUACAGCUUGUCGCAACACUGCUCAAGCUUCCUACUCAUCAAUUGCUCGUUGCCCCUACUCAUCGCGAAACCGACUCCGCCUCUGCGUACCAUCACGUCAUUUGCUAAAAAGAGCUUCUCAUAGUACUUUCCACAAGAUGACGGACAGCAAGAUCCAAGAAGGAGACAAAGUCUCGUGGUCUUGGGGCUCAGGACAGCCUGGCGGCAAGGUCGCCGAGGUCAAAGAACAAGGCGAGAUCGCUAUUGAGUCCAACCGCGGCAAUACAAUCAAGAAGAAUGCCGACCCGGAAAACCCAGCGGUUCACAUCGAACGAUCCGGCAACGACGUUGUGAAGCGCGCCUCCGAACUCCAGAUCGACAAGAAGACCGAGGGCGGGUCGAAUGGCGACUCGAAGGACGACAAGAACGAGUCCGAAUCUGAUAAGAAAGAGGAAAAGAAAGACGACGACAAGCCAACUGAGCCUGAUAAGAAGGACGAAGAGAUGAAUGAUGCUCCGGCCUCUGAGAAGAACGGUGACCCCAAAGAUGAGCAGGACACGUCUGAAUCCAAGGAAGACUCGAAAGAGGAAUCCAAGGCUGACACCGAGAAUACCGGUGACGACUUGGACGAGGCACAGGCUGGCGACAAGCGUAAGGUAGACGAGACAAACGGAGUCGAAGCUGAGAAGAAAGCACCUGCCUCGAAGAAGACCAAGACCGAUGGUGCGGAGGAUAAAGGUGAGGACGAAGACGAUGCGGAGAAUGAGGAAAAAGCCGAAGAGAAGCCCAAGGGCAAAGCCGGUCGGCCCAGAGCCGGUGAGAAGAAGGAGAAAAAGGAGCCUGCGAAGAAAAAGCAGUCCAAGCCAGCUGCCACCGAGGAUGGCCAGCCUCGACGAAGCGCCCGUAACAAGUAA